UUAAAACACACAAAUCGCGAGUUUCCAAUGUCUACUGUACUCACGUGCCACUCACAACACUAUUCCUCGCCGCUUACAACACUAAAACCCGGUGUGCUCCAGCGUCUUGCGUCUCACAGCAAACAAAUUAUUAUUUAUUUUGCAUGUUUUAUAUUAUUGGAAUUGGUGAAUUGGCAGCAUGGGAGUCACGGGCUUGUGGAAGCUAAUCGAGCCAUGCGGCAAGCCUGUGCCGGUUGACACUUUGGAGGGCAAAAUACUGGCCGUGGACAUAUCCAUUUGGCUGCAUCAGGUUGUGAAGGGUUUCCAGGACAGCAAGGGUUCCGCUCUGAACAAUGCGCAUCUCUUGGGCUUGUUUCAUCGCCUGUGUAAGCUGCUCUACUACCGCGUUCGUCCCAUCUUCAUAUUCGAUGGAUGCACGCCACAACUUAAAAGGGAUACAAUUGCGCGUCGCCAGCAGCAGCGCAAUAAACUCAGCAACGAAGCAGACCGCAUACAGGCUCUGCUGCUGCAGUCCCUGGCCAGGGAGAAGGUUGUGCAGCAGGCGCUGGGCAAGAAUGCGGAGCUUUUGCUGAAAUCACCAGUGAAACGCCCGCCUGCUAGCAAGUCGAAAAACGAAGAGGAUGAUCUAUUCAAACUGCCAGAAUUGCCGUCUUCGGCCGCGGGGCAGGACAACCAAGAUGAAAGCGAUCAGGAUUUGGACUACACCAGUGCCAGUGCCAGUGCCACAUCGGAUAGCUCUUUUGACGAGUCCACCGCGCGACAUGCCUACAAUUCGAGUCUGCAGGCCAUCGAUGUCAGGAGUCAGAAUUUUAAGAACCUGCCCGCCGACGUUCGUCACGAGAUCCUCACCGACAUCAAGGAGACUCGCAAGCAGUCCUCCUGGGGUCGCCUGCAUGAGCUGCCCGCCCGUAGCGAUGAAUUCUGCUCCUUCCAGAUGAAGCGUUUGCUGAAGCGACGCGCCGUACAGGAAAGUCUGGAGCAGGCCGAACAGGAAAUGGGCGGACACACGCUUACCUACUCCGAGCUGUGUGACUUUUUUAGCGAGGAGGGCAUUGUAACGCCAACGGCCAUAGAGCAGAGCACGCGACAAAUAAGCUCGGAUGAGCAUACGCGAUUCCUGCUUGUCAGGGAUCUGAAGAAGAAGGCAUUGGAGAGUGCCAAAAUCGAGCCGAAGAUGGAGACAAUUGAGGAGCUGCCAGAAACAAAGCCGCCAGUUUAUGAGGAGAAGCCAACUACAUCCAGUAAGGCGGAGCAGGCAACCACAUCCAGCAACGAAUUCGAUGCGGAAUUGGCACAAGCCUUGGCCCUCUCACUGGAAGAGACCCAGAAGGUGUACGAUGAGAAGGACUACGACUACGACUCGGAUCAAGAGUUGCGCCUCAAUCGCGCCCAAAGCAAACAGUUGCGGCACGCAGCCAAGGGCCCGGCGAGGGCAUACAUGAUUGAAUAUGGCGGCAUGAACGAUGAGGAGGUGGGUAACAUAAUGGAGUCCACUCAAUUGAAUGACACGGAUAGCCUGGAGCGCUUGCUAGCCACAACUGCAGUCCAGGACGAUAUGGCCAACGAUUCCACAGAGGAGGCCGAGCAACUCUCUAAGGCCAUUGCCGAGAGCAAGAAAAGUCUCAAAGAGAAUCAAGUGCAGCCUGUAGACACGGACACGGAUUCCGAUUUGGAGGAAGUGGCAGCGCCUGCUCUAGAAAUUUGUGUGGACAUCACUGAGCAGCUGAAGCCCACCAACGAUCUGUUUGCGGAUAUUUUCGAAGAGGAAUCAGACAGGGAGAAAGCGGCCGAGGGAAGCGAAGAUGGUGAAGAUUUCAUAGAAGUGCCAGCGAGUGGGGAAGUGAAGCUCAUUGAAGAUUCACCCAAACCAAUCUCAGACGAAAUUGAAGAUUCACCCAAACCAAUCUCAGACGAAACAAUCGAAGUUCAAGAAAGCCAGGAAGAAAUGCUCACAGAACUGCAAGAGGACAAAGAGACAUCCGAGGCAAAGACCAAACCUGAUUUGGACUCCAUAUUGAACGAUCUGAAAAGGGAAACCGAGGCAAUCAGAGAUAUCAAAUUAACAGUGGCCGAGCCCAAAUCAAUCCCCAUUCUCGAGCCAAAACCAAAGCCUAUUCUAAGCUCUAUUCUCGAUGACCUGCAGAAGGAAAUCGCUGACGUCAAAAACAUAAAACUGGAGCAAGUCAAGCAGAACAAUAGCGCAAUCAUUGAGUUGUCCUCCGACGAUGAGGCAGUCUCCAAAUUCAAUGCCACCGCCAAGUCCGAAGAAGCAGGUUCCACCAAGACCGAGGCAGUGAUUGUGUUAUGCGACAGCGAUGACAAUCAAAAGCAACGAAUUUCACCCAACAAAACACCCAGCAAGAAUAAAUCCAUCAAGGAUUUCUUCGAGACAAGUUAUGUUGUGAAACGGACACCGGACAAGUCGCCAGCGGUUGAAAAUGCCACGCCACCGGGUACUCCAAAGGUGCCGCAACCAUUCUACAGAAAGCGAACACCCAAAUCUGAUCGCAAACGGCCUGCUGAUGCUGCAAACGAGAGUGAUGAGGAAGUGUCGCCCACUAAAAGGUCCAGCAAAGCGUCGAAGUCUCUUUUUGAGGCAAACGAGCCAGAGCCGGCUGCGGCUGCGGCUGUGACUGUGGAUCCCGAGGAGCUCAUCCGAGACGCAGCAGAGGCACUCAAGUCGCAGAAGACCUCCGAAGAGCUGCAGGAGAUGGCUGAUAAAUUGUCCCAGGAACGUAAGGAAUUGGAAAUCGAACGUAAUCGGCAGGACCGCAUGGGCAUGUCCAUCAGCCAACGAAUGAGCAUUGAUUGCCAGGAGCUGCUGCGUCUCUUCGGCAUCCCGUACAUUGUGGCGCCCAUGGAGGCGGAGGCGCAGUGUGCCUUCCUUAAUGCCACCGAACUUACGCACGGCACCAUCACGGACGACAGCGAUAUCUGGCUCUUUGGCGGCCGCACUGUCUACAAGAAUUUCUUUGCCCAGAACAAGCAUGUGCUGGAGUUCCGGGCCGAGCAGAUCGAGCAGACAUUCAACUGCAAUCGGGGCAAGCUGAUACAGUUGGCUUGCCUGGUGGGCAGUGAUUAUACCACAGGGAUUCAUGGCAUUGGUGCUGUGACGGCGCUGGAAAUUCUCGCCUCAUUCUCGAGCGCCAGCAAUGCUGCAGCUGCGGAUGGCGGAAGCCCAGCCGCCAGCGGCAAUCAAUCGGUUUUAGCCACUUUGCAUAGGUUUCGAGACUGGUGGCAAGCACACAACAGCACCAGCCUCCCGCCAGGCAGUUCAGCGCGUCUGGCGCUUCGAAAAAAGCUUAAGAAUAUCGAACUGCACGAGGGCUUCCCCAACAUGGCUGUGGUAGAGGCGUAUCUGGAUCCCAAGGUGGACGACAAUCGGGAUGCCUUCAGUUGGGGCUCACCGGAUGUGGAAUCCAUAAGAGAAUUCACACGCAAAUCUUUCGGCUGGACAACAUCCAAGACAGACGACAUCCUCCUGCCGGUGAUUAAGAAAAUCAACGAGAAAAAGAUUCAAGGCUCCAUUCGCAACUAUUUCACGGCCAAGAGUGCCCUAAGGGUGCAACAGCCGCAGGUCAGCAAGCGCGUUCAGCUGGCCAUUGACAAGAUGUCGGGCAAGAUCGAUGCAGAGACGCCGGAAAAACCGAAAAAGGUUGUGCGCACCAGGCGGGCCAAGAAAGCUGCGACGACGGCGGAUGAGCCAGCGGAUGCGGAAGCCGAAACCAAGCCCGCACGUCCCAAGCGGGGCAAGCGGAAGGCUUCAACAACAGAGACAACCGAAGAACAGCCAUCCACAUCGCAGCCGAUGACAAAGCCUGGAAAAUGUCCAAGGAUACCAGAUACCAAAGAAAUCAUACCGCAAAGGGAAAGGGACCUGGAGCAGAUGCGCCUGAACAAGGCCAAGGCAGCGGAAGUGCUGAAAAAAUCGGCAGCAGCCAAAGACAACAAAAACUAGAUCCAGAUUGAAAUUUCACGUUUACAAUUAUGAAACUCACAUCUUGAGACAAGUUAUAAUCAUGCAUGGAAACUCGAAGGAGCUGGACAUUAGCAAGGAAAGUGUUCAAUGCCUCACGGUAUAGUCCAUCAAUCAGACCACAAAGAAAAGUCCAGCCAGAAGCUAAGCACAAAAUAGAACACCAACAAGUAAAAGGUAACCCAGAGAAACCCAAGCUUGAGAUACUGCCAGGAACUCAUUUGGAAACGAAGAAGUACAAACUACAAACUUUAAUGGACUUUAAGUCCAUCAAUUGGUACGAAACUGUUGAAACUAAACACAGAGUUAAGCCUUCGUCUUCGUCUUAUAUUCGUUCGCAUGUUGACAACGAUUAUGUGGCAAAGCAUCGUGCAAGUGCACUUGGCGGAGCUGCGAGGACAAAAACAAAAGGCUGCAAAAGUAAACAAGGCUGAUGAACAACAGUCCAGAUGGAGGAAGCAAACCCGAGGGAAGCCUCUGCCCAGAAGAUCUCUCAGAGCACCUCGACAAACUCACCGCAUGCGAAAAGCCAUGGAAUCAAUUGCCGAUGAGCUCUCGCAGAUGUAGGUGCAGGCAGAGCAGAGUGGAGAAUUCUCAGACGCAGAAUCUUGGUCAGGGAAAAGUAACUGUACUCAGUGCGACCUGUCGCAGGAUAAAGGCACAUAUAUUGAAUAUACAUACAUGUAGAUUAAUUUUGUAUUCGUAUUGCAUGAAACAAACUAAAAUAUUUCCUUACAAUAAACUAUGUAGACCCAGCUACAAAAUUAAGAAAAUUC
Drosophila subobscura is the source of this 4752-nucleotide messenger RNA. It is a transcript of the gene mus201, whose product is annotated as DNA repair protein complementing XP-G cells homolog. Gene Ontology annotation, biological process: nucleotide-excision repair. The transcript is spliced from 4 exons. The coding region runs from base 179 to 3958 and encodes 1259 amino acids. The record is from RefSeq and is a predicted model, not a curated record. Gene Ontology annotation, molecular function: single-stranded DNA binding; DNA endonuclease activity. NCBI's taxonomy places the organism in Eukaryota, Metazoa, Arthropoda, Insecta, Diptera, Drosophilidae. Gene Ontology annotation, cellular component: nucleus.